Lactuca virosa is the source of this 492-nucleotide messenger RNA. The record is from the annotation of a GenBank genome assembly. NCBI's taxonomy places the organism in Eukaryota, Viridiplantae, Streptophyta, Magnoliopsida, Asterales, Asteraceae.
AUGUACCCAUUACUCGAGACCAAAGAUCUCGUUGAGAAAUUGUUCCCGAACAACGAUCAAAGCCAUGAACAAGAACAAAAAUCAACUGCUUUUGAAUCUUCAGAUGAAUUUGUAAUCAAAAUCCCCAAAUUAAUCGUUCACUCAAUCGACAAACAACAGAGCAUACAAUUAGCUUCCGGAGUGUUCGAAAUAAUCCGUAUCCGACAAGGCGACACCUUCAUCACGACUCUCGUUCGUGUCUUCUACGAAAUCCAGUGGCCGUUAGCCAAGGACGAAGCCGCCGUGAAACUAGACGGGUCUCACUACUUCUUCACACUUCGUGUACCUUCCCAAUCCGAAAACGAUGUCGCAUUGGAGGAUUUGUUGAACUACAGUUUGACAAUCACCGGAAACUCUUCCGAUGAACUCGAUAGGGUUUUGGAGGAGUACAGUGCGUUUUCGGUGAAGGGGGUGAAGAUGGAUGUGGUUCUCCGAGGCUAUACGUGUAGAUGA